AUGUCGGCCUCUUCGUCGUUUCCCCCAGACGUGAGCGCUCCAUUAACGGCAGACAAUCCUAAUAACCACAGUGGGUUGAUCGUAAUACUUGCUUCUUUCUAUAUUGUCUUGGUGAUUACUGCGCUCGCUGCGCGCACCUAUGCUUCCUUCCAGAGACGGAUCAUACAGCAGGAUGAUCUGCUGUUCGGUGUGCUAGUGGUAGUCGCGAUUCUACAGGCAGCGGUGGUAUUGCUCCAAGUUCAUUAUGGCUGGGGAAUCCGAGUAGAGCCCGGGAACGCAGUAGACGACCGAAUGCUCAAGGCCGGAUAUGCAGCCGAAAUUAUCUCGAUUCUCGUUCUAGGCCUCUCCAAGGUUUCGACCUGCCUCUUCUAUGAAGCGCUUUUUUCGCAAACACAGCGCUAUAUGGCGCGAAUCAUACUGAUCGCUGUGAUCAUAUGGAUGAUCAUGUCUACCCUACUAUUGGCGGUGCGCUGCACACCAAGUCCGUGGGCUGAUAUCAGUGAAGCUCAAUGUAGCAGUUUGGUACGUUCCCACGUUGGCAGGCCAUUACAGCGCUUGACAUCGUCACUGAGGUUUUCCUAUUCCUGUACUCAGCAAUGGCAGUGCACAAAGUCAAGAUAUCGAUGCGCAAGAAACUCAUGGUCUUCCUCGCCCUCGAAAGCCGAGUAUUGUAAGUCGGAAGUCUGCAUGUAUACAAAACCUCCGCAUCGAUUAACACUAUUCUUUGGAAACAGACUCAUCCCCCUUGCCGGUCUCCGCCUCCACUUUAUACACUCGCAGAUCGUUUCCGCCUCACCCAUUCUCAUCGGCGCCUUCGCAACCGUGACUACAGAAAUGUAUCUGGCAACAAGCGUACUCUGUCUCGUUAGCGCGUUUCUCAAAUCUUUCAUCGCAGCCUACGAAGACAGUAACGGCAUCUCAUACACAGAUGGAAUGUCAGGGUCGAACUCCAAAUCACGAAAGGGAACAUUGAAUACGUUCACGCCAAAGACUCGCUCCCGGUCUCGGUUCUCUGCCACGGUUGAUCGAUUGCGCGGCUGGGAACGGGAGGAGGAUCCCAUCAUGGGGCCCACUGAUGCUUCAGGUGGAUUGCAGAUUUAUAGAACCGUGCAAGUCGAUGUGAGUGAUGAGCCCAUUGAGUUGACGGAAGCUGGAAGGGCUACAGUAUAG
This is a messenger RNA of Penicillium salamii, 1170 nucleotides long. Lineage: Eukaryota; Fungi; Ascomycota; Eurotiomycetes; Eurotiales; Aspergillaceae. The record is from the annotation of a GenBank genome assembly.